AUGAAGACUCUGAUCCUUAUUGCCUUCUUGGCUCUCUCGUCUUCUGCUGUCUUUGCCUUUGAUCCUAGCCCGCUUCAAGACUUCUGUGUUGCCAUUAACGAAACCAAGACCGGUGUUUUUGUGAAUGGGAAGUUCUGCAAAGAUCCCAAGCUUGUCUCUGCCAAUGAUUUCUUCUACGGCGGACUGAAACAAGGAGACACAUCUGGUCCACUCGGCUCAGCAGUGAGUCCUGUUGCUGUAAACGAAAUCCAAGGGCUCAAUACUUUGGGCAUAUCGUUGGCUCGUAUAGACUUUGCCCCUAAAGGCUUAAACCCUCCACACACCCAUCCUCGAGGCACUGAGAUUCUUGUGGUUUUGGAGGGAAAACUUCUGGUGGGUUUUGUUACGUCCAACCCAGAGAAUCGCUUAUUCACCAAAGUACUGCACAAGGGAGAUGUCUUUGUGUUCCCAAUUGGUCUGAUUCACUUCCAACUCAAUGUGGGUUAUGAAAAUGCAGUCGCCAUUGCUGGUUUGAGCAGUCAGAAUGCAGGAGUCAUCACCAUUGCCAAUGCUGUGUUCAAAUCAGACCCUCCAAUUUCCGCUGAAGUCCUCACCAAGGCUUUUCAAGUGGAUAAGAACAUAAUUGCUGCUAUUCAGAAACAGUUAUAG
Neltuma alba is the source of this 648-nucleotide messenger RNA. RefSeq names its product germin-like protein subfamily 1 member 16. Lineage: Eukaryota; Viridiplantae; Streptophyta; Magnoliopsida; Fabales; Fabaceae. The transcript is spliced from 2 exons. The record is from RefSeq and is a predicted model, not a curated record. The coding region runs from base 1 to 648 and encodes 215 amino acids. Gene Ontology annotation, molecular function: manganese ion binding.